AUGCUGCUCGUAUUCACGUUGCUAGUAACUUCUAAACAGUUUUUUGGCGAGCCCAUUCACUGUAUGAGCGACACCGACAAGGAUAGCGAUAAGGACGCCGUGAAUAGUUACUGCUGGAUUUAUGGGACUUACACGCUCAAGAGCAGGUUUGUUGGUAUUGAAGGCAAGCAUAUGGCGUAUCCAGGAGUGGGACCAAGCAGUGGAAUAAAUGAUGAGCAGAUUAAGCACACCUAUUACCAGUGGGUGUGCUUUGUUCUGCUGGGUCAAUCAGUCAUGUUUUAUACACCAAGGUAUUUAUGGAAGAUCUGGGAGGGAGGCCGCUUGAAGGCAUUGGCUGCUGAUCUGAGUAGUCCUAUAGUGUCCAAGGAUUGGUCAGAGUUCCGACGUGGUGAGCUUGUGUCAUAUCUGAGCUACACCAAUAUACAUACCCACAAUAUGUAUGCCUUGAGAUAUGCGUUCUGUGAGUUCCUCAACCUUGUCAACGUGGUUGGGCAAAUAUUUCUUCUCGACGUAUUUCUCGGUGGAGCAUUUCGGAAGUAUGGCGCAGCUGUAGCAGCGUUCACGCAUAUCCCCCGCGUACCAUCUGAUAUGAUAGACUUCGCAAGCGUCAACCCAAUGGACCAGUUCUUUCCUAAACUUACGAAAUGCUGGUUAAGAAGCUAUGGGCCUUCAGGCUCUUUGCAGAUUAAGGACCGCCUCUGCGUUCUUCCCCUGAACAUAGUCAACGAAAAGAUCUUCGUAAUACUAUGGUUUUGGCUGAUUAUCUUAACAUUUGUGUCCACACUAGCAAUGCUGUUUCGUAUUCUAGUGCUAUCUCUACGUCCACUGCGCGCACUAAUGAUAGCUGGACAGCUAAGAUAUGUGAAAAGGGGUAUAAUACAUCGUAUUGUAAAGCGUUUUGGAUACGGCGACUGGUUUAUUCUAUAUUUACUGGGCAAAAAUAUGAAUCCACUAAUGUACAAAGAUCUCAUAAUUGAAUUGUCUAAAGAAUUAGAUCAGAAAACAGUCAUGGUUUGA
Arctia plantaginis is the source of this 1017-nucleotide messenger RNA. NCBI's taxonomy places the organism in Eukaryota, Metazoa, Arthropoda, Insecta, Lepidoptera, Erebidae. The record is from the annotation of a GenBank genome assembly.